AUGACGACCCGUCCGCCAUCAUCGGAGGACGAGGAGAGUGCACCGCCGCUGCGGGUGCAGAUAGCGAUGAACAUGGACGCCAUGGUUUCGCAGCUGCGCCACGACUCGUCGGAUGACACCCUCUCGUGCCUCCCAGACGCCGCCCUGCUCCAACAAUCCGUCGCCGCCGCGCGCUUCACGGAAAUAAUGGCCGCCGCUUCGUUGGGUGCGCGUGAUGCAGCGAUAGACGUUGAUUUGCAAGGGACACCAUUGAUUGUAGAGCAAGGCAGGCAGGUGGUAGGCGGGGUGCCUCCGCGUACGCAGCUGCUACCCGCGCUGCAGGCGCACCCCGCGGAGGCUGGGGGGAAUGAUGCUCUAGGGACAGACGCGGAUGAGGAGGGGGGAAUGGACGACGAGGGGAGGGAUGGGGAUGAGGGGAUGGUGGGUCACGAGGGGGAAGAAGGGGGGGAGGGUGAAGGAGGGGGGCAGGACGAGGGCGGGGAUUCACGGCAGAGAAUGCGGAGGCGAGUGCAGGUGGAGCGAGUGAGGCGCCAGCGAGUCAGGUACCUCACCGCCCACCCACCUCUACCCCACUGCAUCGCCUCACCGCCCACAGCAGUCUCUUGA
Closterium sp. Naga37s-1 is the source of this 606-nucleotide messenger RNA. The record is from the annotation of a GenBank genome assembly. Lineage: Eukaryota; Viridiplantae; Streptophyta; Zygnematophyceae; Desmidiales; Closteriaceae.